Molecule: messenger RNA, 2418 nt
Organism: Scedosporium apiospermum
Lineage: Eukaryota; Fungi; Ascomycota; Sordariomycetes; Microascales; Microascaceae
Exons: 3
Coding region: 1-2418 (805 amino acids)
Cellular component (GO): nucleus
Molecular function (GO): transcription coregulator activity; RNA polymerase binding
Source: RefSeq, a predicted model, not a curated record
AUGCUUAAAUCAACGUAUAAACCAUCCACACAUCCCGACGCCCUCUCCCCACUACCUCCAGGAUGGACCGAACACAAAGCUCCUACGGGCCACACCUACUACUAUAAUGCCGCGACAAAGGAGUCCACCUACAAGCGACCAGCACCCUCAGUCUCUCAACCGACCCCUGCAGCUCCCCAGCCUUUCGCACCAGGGAUAUUCCCCGGCGCUUUCCCCCAACGACACCAAGCGAUCCCCAACUUAUCCGAUCCCGCCGUCGCCAACGCCUGGCUCGCGCGACAUCAAGCCCAAACCCGGCCGUCCCAUGUUCGCGACCAACGGGACUCGAGGCCAAAGCCCCGGCCGAACGAUAAGCCGAGAUCGAAAGAGCCCAUCCCCGGCUGCGAACCUUGGAUCCUAGUCUCGACCAAGUACGGGCGGAGAUUCGUGUAUAACCCGGAGAAGAAUGCUAGCUACUGGCGCAUACCUGAGAAGCUCAUGCCGGGCAUUUUGGAGCUCGAUAAGGCUAGAGUAUUAGCGAAAGCGGGAAAAGUAGAGAAGAUGGAGACGCAGGAGGAGGGCGCUCCGCAAGAGUCUACUUCGAAAUCCCAAGAGGCGGUAGCUCCCAUUGCUACUACAAAGGCGGCGGAUGAAUUAUAUGACAGCUCUGAGUACGAAGAAGUCGAGGUUACUGACGAGGAGGCCGAGGAAGGCGACGAAGUAGAGCUCGUAGAGGAUGAAGAGGCCGACGAACAUCGCUCGAAGCGGCAGCGAACCGAAGAUGUUGCGGACGAGGAGAUGGCAGACUUUGACGAGGAGGAGUUGGCUCUUCAGUUGCAGCUGAUGGCUCAAGAACAAGCGAUGGAGCAAGGAAACUACGGCUAUGAGGAGGAGAUUCCAGAAUUCUCGGAAGAGGACGCCAGCGAACUUUUCAAAGACUUGCUCAACGACUUCAAGAUCAACCCCUACAGCUCCUGGGACAAGCUCAUCGAGGAGGGCAAGAUUGUCGACGAUCCCAGGUAUACCGUCUUACCAACUACAAAGGCUAGGAAGGACGUCUGGGAGGAGUGGUCCAGGGCCAAGAUCCGGGAACUAAAGGAGCGCAAGGAGAAGGAAGAGAAGCCAGAUCCACGAGUGACAUACAUGCUGUUUUUGGAGAAGAACGCGACGCCGAAGCUUUACUGGCCAGAGUUCAAGCGGAAAUAUCGAAAGGAGGCUUGCAUGAAGGACUUUGCCCUGUCAGACAAGGACAGGGAAAAAUGGUACCGGGAGUUCAUUAACAAACUGAAGCUGCCCCAAUCGACGCUCAAGGCUGAAUUGACGACAUUCCUGAAGAGCCUACCACUGGCGGUCCUCAACAACUCCUGCGACCGGUCUCCGCUCCCUCCCGAGGUGCGGGCCGACACCAGGUUCAUGGCUCUACCCGAGACUGUCCGGAAUCCUUUGAUCGAGGCUUAUGUGCAAACCUUGGGACCUCCUCCAGGCGGAGAAGAACAGGCACCGGGGCCGAGCGCGGAAGACGCCAAGGCCAAGGAGGCGAGGGAGAAGCGUGAGAGGGCGCUAGACCAGAGGAAUAAGGCUAUUGAGCAGCAGAAGGAGAGGGAUAGGCGGAAUCUUGGUGCCGCCCUAUCCAGAAAUGCUCCACCAAAUCCAGCGAGCCAACUCGAGAGCCGUCGAAUAAAAUUCCUUGACCACCUGCAAUUCUCUCCCCAAGUUAGCGAUGGGAUUCCCAGCAGCAAUACCAAGAAGGCCAGGGCUUUCCCCCCAGUCAACCCUUAUGCUGAAAGAGCUUGGGGCCCCGGAGCAGGUUUCGGCCCCGCCGGAGGUCCGCCAGCGGGGAUCAAUGUGAAUUCCGGCUUCAAUCCCGAGAAAGCAGCGCGUGUGCGCAAUGCCCACGGCGCUGUAGCCGCCAUCACCAUGGUUGGAAUUUUCCCAAUCGGCGCCAUCCUCACUCGAACGAGGGGAAAAGUCUGGCUCCAUGUAGGAAUCCAGGCGUUUGGCCUGGUAGGCCUUCUUACGGCCGUGGCGCUUGGGAUAUCUUUGGGGAGGGACAUGAGGAACCCGAGAACGGGGCGAACUGUUAUCUCUCGGCCCAAUAUCGGGUUCCACCUUGUUAUUGGCAUCAUCGUGUUCGUUGCGCUCCUGCUCCAGCCUAUUCUGGGGCUCCUCCAUCAUCGACAGUUUAAGAAGACGGGAACUCGACAGGUGUGGUCUCGCUUUCACCUAUGGGUCGGACGUGCCGCUCUCACGGCUGGGAUAAUAAACGGCGGCUUAGGUCUAUGGGUUUCUGGUGCUGGAAAGACCGGCACUGUUUCAUAUGGUGUCGUAGCUGGUGUUGUCUGGCUAAUAUGGGUGGUUCUCGCGAUUCGGGAUGAGACGGGCCGGAUCGCAGGAGUCCGGAGAGAGACUAGCUCGAGGAAUGACGAAGUCAUGGGCUAA